AUGCUUGGUUAUGACGAGUUUUUCCCCAUUCAAGCAACAUAUUCAACUGGCACUAACCCAUACUCUGUAGCUGUUGGCGAUUUUAACAACGACAUCCGACUGGAUAUCGUCGUUACUAAUCUGAAUAACAACACUGUCAGUGUACUUCUCGGAUAUGGCAAUGGCUCGUUCGCAGAUCAAGUGACGUAUUCAACUGGUGCUGGACCAAUCUCUGUAGCUGUUGGGGAUUUAAAUAAUGACAACCAAUUGGAUAUCGUUGUUGUUAAUUUUUAUGACGACACUGUAAGUGUAUUUAUGGGAUAUGACAAUGGUUCUUUUGCAAAUCAAACGAAAUAUUCAACUGGCUCUUCGCCAUGGUCUGCAGCUGUUGAUGACUUUAAUAACGAUACCUAUCUGGAUAUCGUUGUUGCUAAUUAUGGUGGCAACACUAUAAAUGUUCUUCUCGGAUAUGGUAAUGGUUCUUUUGCAAAUCAGAUGACAUAUUCAACUGGCUCUAAUGCACAGUCUGUAGCUGUUGGCGAUUUAAAUAAUGACACCCGAUUGGAUAUCGUCGUUGUUAAUUAUGGUGACAACACUAUAAGUAUUCUUCUUGGCUAUGGCAAUGGUUCUUUUGCAAAUCAAACGACAUAUUCAACCGGCUCAAACCCAUGCCUAUUGGACAUCGUUGUUGUCAAUUAUGGUAGUAAUAACAUAGGUCUUCUUCUUGGACAUGGAACUGGCACUUUUGGAAACCAAAUGGUACUCUCAACGGGCUUAAAUUCUAAUCCUUACACAAUGGCUAUCCGUGAUUUCAAUAAAGACGGUCAAGCGGAUAUAGCCGUGACCAAUUAUGGUUCUAAAAAUCUUGUUAUGUUUCUGGGAAGUGGGAACGGAACAUUUGAAAAUCGAGGAAGUUACGGUGUAGAUUUCGAUUUUGCUCCAUUAGUAAUUGGUGCUGGUAGUUUCAACAAAGAUGGACGUUCAGAAAUUUUUGUCGCAUAUGAUGGCAUCGGUCAUUUAUAUUCAUCAUGGAAAGCGAAAGAUAUUACAACAUUUGCUCUUCAAACGGAAAAUCCACUUUGUUAUACAACGAGAAAUGCUUUGAGACGCAAAGUUUGGAGAAUAUUGAAGAGAAACAAAGUAAAACACUUACCAAAAUCAAGUGCACCUCGUACAACAACAACAAUUGAAUAUAUUCAAGCUGAAGUGAAAAGCUCAUUAAAAUUAAAAUGGUGGAAACAACAAACAGUUCAAAAAUUAACUACAAAUCAAAAAGUUCAACGUAUUAUUAUUGCGAAACGGUUAAGCAAAAAAUAUGGUACCAAGAAAAAACACAAACUUUAUGAAUGGAUUUAUCUUUUGAAUACUGAUUUUAGUAAUACAUUCACAUUAAUUCCUCAAUACAAUCAGCACAAUGAAUGUGUCUAUGCUGAAUCAACAAGUGAUACUCGAUAUGAAUUAAAAACCAAAUCAAAACAGAAAUUUCAUAUAACUGUUAUGUUUUGGGGUGGUAUUUCUUACCAAGGAUUAUUUUCGAAGAAAUCUCCAAUUUUUAUUGAUGAAUGUUUAGAGCUAAUCAGACCAGAAGGCGAUAAUCGUCAUAAGAAAAUGUAUUUUAUUGGUGACCGAUAUGCAAAGUUUAUUCGAACUACUAUGGUAAAAAAAGCACCUGCAGAAUUAGAUGAUUUACAAAAUGUUAUUUUUCAAGAUGAUCAAGAUCGUAUACAAAAGAUGCAGGUGGUAUUGGGUGCUGUUAAACAUUUCAUUUUUAUUAAUCGAAUUGAACCAAUAGAUUGUGCUACAAAACUAGCCGACGUUUGGUCCAUAGAAAACGUUUAG
Messenger RNA from Rotaria sordida, 1818 nucleotides. Lineage: Eukaryota; Metazoa; Rotifera; Eurotatoria; Philodinida; Philodinidae. The record is from the annotation of a GenBank genome assembly.